AUGUCGGGCAGCCCAGCUGCGACCUCCGCCGCCGACGCGCGCGCGCUCGCCAACAAUGCCGUCACCUCUGAGCUGAAAACCGAUCCAGCUUCUACAGCGGCUGGGAAGGAAUCAUCGACGUCCCCGGAAACCAACUCGGCUGUCGACGCGAACCAAUCCAGCGCCAACUCGGAAGAGGACGCUCCCUUUGAACCCGAUACCGACCCGAUACCAGCUCCGACCACCGCUGGCGCCGCGAUCCACUCCGGGUCGGCGACCAAGGGUGUUGAAACCGAGUCGAAUGAACGAGGAACCUCUGUUACCACUCCAGCUCCGACCCACUCCGUGCCCGGAGCGAGUGCCUCGACCUCGACGUUCGCUCCCCCCGCCCCCGCCCCCGUCCAGGCCUCGCCCUCGCCCUCGACUUCGAACGUCUCCGAGUCGAUCGCCGGAUCUCGACCUCGUCGCGUGUCCGUUCUGUCAACCCAACCCGAUACCUCCGAUCAACGCAGCGUCGUCAAAUGGACUCCGGCCGACGAUCGCAAGCUCGACGAGGCCUUCGCAAAGUACGGCCCUUCGUGGGACGCUGUCGCCGCUGCUGUCGGGAAUGGGCGCACGAACCGAUCGUGCAAAGAGCGUCUCGGUCGUCGUCAGCGAUCGAACGAUCCGACUGUGUCGAUGGCACCCUUAACGGUCGUACCGCGGCGAGCCUCGAUCGAUGCCGGCGAAGGCGAUAGCCCGGGCCACGAGCAUGUCUUCAACCGACGCCCCUCGCCCUUUGCCGAUGCCGAAGGCGAGGACGAUUCCAUGGUCGUUGACGCCCCAGCUCCGCCUGCACCUGCACCCGCUCCCGCACCCGUCGUCGCCAAGCCAGCUCCGAUCGCCGCACCCGUCGCUUCCGAUACGCCGCCCAAGAUCAUUGGCAAGAAGCUCGGCAAGUCACGCCCCUCGGCAGCGAAGCUUGUGCCCACGGCCGCUCCAUCGGCUGCCACUACCUCCGCUGCUACUGCUGCUCCGGUUCCGGCUGCUGCUGCUGCUGUCGAGGUCCCCUCUACUUCAACGGCUCCACCACCAGCGGUCGACAAUCCGCUCGUCUACUCGGCUGCUACGGCCGAUCGCACCAUGGUCGCCGGCGGCGUGAGCGCGACGACGGCACGCAUCUUGAGCGCGGUCGACGACAGGCUCCGAGAGGCCGGCAUCGGUGGUCGCAUCCCUGGUCGCGCCGUCACGGCACCGGCAAACGGCGACGUCAAGCCCGAGGUCACGUCCGAAGAUACUUCCAGUUCACCUUCGACGUCGACGCCGACGCUCGCACCGAGCGCGGGCCACAACAUCGCGCUCACGACGCCAUUCAACAAGAACACCGUCAUCCGCGGUCGACGCACGAUGGCCGCGAACGAGAUGGAAGGCAAGCUCUUGUCCAAGACGGGCAAGAUCAAGAAGGUGCACAUCUGCCCGGCCGAUAGCUGCGACGCUGCGUUCAAGCGCUCCGAGCAUCUCAAGCGACACUACAAGGCUGUGCACAUUGGUGCCAAGCGUAAGUCUUCUUAAUGUGUGCUGUUGCGGCUCUUCGGACUCGAACUAAUUAUUGUUCCUUCCUGUUCGUAGCUUUCCCUUGCGAUGCUGAAGGGUGCGAUAAGACCUUCUCGCGCAAGGACAAUCUCCACCAGCACAUGAUCUUUGUGCAUUCGCUCAAGCCCAUACGUGAGGACGGCAUUCAAUUCCUUGACGAGCUCAUGCCGCCUGCCGCCCCUGUCCCUGCCGCUAUACCCGAAGUCGCCGUCGCCGCCAGUCCCGACGCUCCCGUCGAUGCCACUUCCGGCACCUUGGGCCCCUCUGUCCUUGCUCCCACUGCUUCGACCUCAGCUGCUCCAACGACACCCGCCGCCGUAGAGGGAUCGCAAUCGCCCGCUGCCGUCCCCGCUGCUCUGUCCAACACUGGGCAGUUCGCCUCGUCGCGUGGUCGCGUGCCUGUCCCGAUCCGUUACGAACCCAUCGCCGAAGAGGACAAGAACCGUCGUCGCAAGAUCGUGAGGAAGAUAAGCCCCGGUGGCACCUUCACGGAGGAGCACCUCAACUCACCCGGUCCCGGAGCUGCUGCGUCACCUUCGCCCUUGGCAGCGGAUGCGAAACCCAAGACGGAACCGGUCGAGCAAAGUCUGUCGAUGAAAGCUGCCUCUCCAGCCCCGCAAGCCGCGAAGGAGGCAAGCGUCGCAGCUGUCCCUCCCCCCGUUUCUCCCGUCGCUCCUGAAGUAGCAUCGACGUCUUCUUCGACUCCACCGGUGUUGCCCUCAGCGUCCACCUCGACCCCCCUCGACGAAGAAGCCACGACCAACUUAACGAGGACGCCCUCGACGAGCUCGAGGGCCAAGCUCGCUCGGGGUGGUGGACUCGGCGCUCGCUUCCGCCAAGGUCGAGGCGGAUCGAUCGCCGCGGCUGCUUCGGCCAUCGCGGCUGCGGGUGCUGCUUCGUCACCUACGACGACCAAACGGCCCGCUCAAGUGCCUGUGCAUCCUACACCCGUUAUCGAGGUUACGAACGGACAUGCUGCGAGACCGAGGGAGAACGUCGUCGAGGAACCGUCGAAUGAGGGUGGGGCGCUGGGGUUCGCACCUCCUCGCAAGCAUGCUCGUGAGGAGAGUGGGAACGACGACGAAGCCAGUGCUGCGAAACGAGCCAGGGAGAUCGAACUGGAUUCGGGGAAUGUCUCGGCUUGA
This is a messenger RNA of Microbotryum saponariae, 2696 nucleotides long. The record is from the annotation of a GenBank genome assembly. Lineage: Eukaryota; Fungi; Basidiomycota; Microbotryomycetes; Microbotryales; Microbotryaceae.